Prorocentrum cordatum is the source of this 1038-nucleotide messenger RNA. The record is from the annotation of a GenBank genome assembly. Lineage: Eukaryota; Dinophyceae; Prorocentrales; Prorocentraceae.
GUGGAUUCCUAUGGACACCAUUUUUCAUUAAGAAAAGGAGGAUGCCGCCACACAGCUGCGGGCGCCCAGUUACACAACAGCGCAACGAAAGCUACAUACAAGCCCUAUAAGCGAGAUGAGUAUGUUAGCUCCCCGCUGUACGAAUGAAAGCGUCGCCAGGCAAACCAGGAACCUCACACGAGCCGACCUGCGAUAGGCAAACUCAUGCAGUGAGCCUUGGCGUGAAAGAGAAAGCGAACGUGCCGCAUGCGAAUAUCAACCGAGACCCAAGCGGCCAACAAGUCUGCAUACACACAACGCACGGUGACAGGAGGUGAGGGGGAGGGAGAGGAGGGAGAGGAGAAGAGAAGGACGGGGAGGACAAGGAGGGAAAGGAAAAUGAAGAGGAGGAGGACGAGGAUAAUGCCGCAGAUGAUCGGCAAGGAGGAGGACCGCCACCAAUGUUUCAACUGGCCCUCCUCUGAACCUACAGACGACCGAUCGAAGCGGGCCAUCAACCCGACUCCGAUCGCUUGGAUCGAGCUUGGCAGCUCGCCCCGAACCAGGAUCCAGCUGGCCGUGUGCCGCAGCGCUGGCCGUCCAAAUCGGCUCGGAACGGCCGCGGUGGCAACAUCGGUCAACAUCAACACAUCCAGCCGGAGGGAGGAGGGAGGAAGAGGAGGAGGAGGAGGAGGAGGAGGAGGAGGAGGAGGGAGGAGGAGGAGGAGAACUCCCGAAGUCGGGCCGGAACGCACGUGGAAUCGGCCGGGCCGAAACGGCACGGAGCCCUGAUCGACCCGGCCGCGCUCAGGAAGCGCGAGAGCGCCGCGCGGGCGCCGGGCCGAGGUCGGAACCUCUGGAGGUCGUGAGGUCGACCCCGAUCGAGGAGGACGACUUUUUCGCGACGCGAUCAGCUCGAGCCCACGAGGCCCAGGCACCGCUUGGGGGCACGCCCGCUGCCGCGCAGUCCCGGAGCAGGGCGAGCGGGGCCGCCGGCGGCUCCAAAGCCGCCCCCCGGCCGCUCCGCGGGGUAAAAACAAAAAAAACGCACGAGUUCCC